AUGUCACGUGGUUCUCCAGCUCAUGUCAGGUGGUUGUCCAGCUCAUGUCACGUGGUUCUCCAGCUCAUGUCACGUGGUUCUCCAGCUCAUGUCACGUGGUUCUCCAGCUCAUGUCACGUGGUUCUCCAGCUCAUAAAGAGGCAUCCCAGUAUGGAAAAGCCGGCACCAGAGAUCCUUGCCAGAUCCUACCAUUGCAAAAGAUAUUUAAACACGAGACUGCCAGGAGCCACUAUAUGCAUUGCGUUGCGUUGCCAAGAAGAAUUGCCACGUACGCCUAAAUCACCAGAAGCAGUUUCUGAAGUAGACACGCGUCUUCCACCCUCUCUCAAACCUCCAACCAACAUCACACUCCAUAUGUUCGAUAUUAUCACGAAGAAUGACACAGUUAAGGCGUUGGCUUUGGGAGGCUUGGAACAGCGACAGGUUGAAAUUAAGAGUCAGCAUUAUGACCCUGUCCGUCAAUUCUAUGUCGCUCAAAUGGAGGAAAAGCUUAUGAAAGGGAAGAGGUACACUCUGCAAAUGGAGUUCCUUGCUUAUCUCAACGACCAGCUUUGUGGCUUCUACAGAUCGACCUAUAAAGAUGUUGACGGAAAUACCAGGUAUUUAGCUGUGACCCAGUUCCAGCCCACGCACGCCCGCCGCGCCUUCCCGUGCUUCGACGAGCCAUCCCUGAAGGCGACCUUCGAGAUCCACCUGGCGAGGGAGACCUGGAUGACGUCGCUCUCCAACAUGCCCCUCGCCUAGAUGAGACCUGUGAAAGGUCAGAAGGGCUGGGUGUGGGACCGCUUCGAGAGGAGUGUCCCCAUGUCCACCUACCUCUUGGCCUUCGUAGUGUCGGACUUUUCCUACAUCCCCUCCACCAGUGGCGAUGGCAUUCGCUUUCGAGUGUGGGCGCAGUCGUCGGCCAUUCGGCAAGCGGAAUAUGCUAGUCAACUCAGCUCAAAGAUUUUGUCAUUCUAUGAGACAUACUUCAAUGUGUCUUACCCGCUCCCGAAAAUGGACAUGGUGGCGGUGCCGGACUUUGGAGGGCAAGGCAUGGAAAACUGGGGUCUGAUUACGUUCAAAGACAGGGCAGUGCUGCACGAUCCUGACGUGACCUCCGCAAAGUCCAAGGAGAGCUUGGUCGACGUCGUGGCCCACGAGCUGGCGCACCAGUGGUUCGGCAACCUGGUGACGCCCAAGUGGUGGGACGACCUCUGGCUCAACGAGGGAUUCGCGACCUUCAUGGCUUUCGUCGGGAGUUCUCAUGUAUGUGUGCCGCGUUCUGCCUCCAUGCAAGGGGGAAGUUUCAAAGUCAACAAGGGAAGUGGAGUGGGGACAGUAUAAAGA
Messenger RNA from Penaeus monodon (black tiger shrimp), 1329 nucleotides. Its product is annotated as endoplasmic reticulum aminopeptidase 1-like. Gene Ontology annotation, molecular function: metalloaminopeptidase activity; peptide binding; zinc ion binding. NCBI's taxonomy places the organism in Eukaryota, Metazoa, Arthropoda, Malacostraca, Decapoda, Penaeidae. Gene Ontology annotation, cellular component: cytoplasm. The record is from RefSeq and is a predicted model, not a curated record. Gene Ontology annotation, biological process: peptide catabolic process; proteolysis. The transcript has 8 exons.